UUUACCGGCAAGUUAGGAAUGAUUUCUUCUCUGAACACAAGCUCUUCCUUGCAUGCUACUCAGUCUCCACAAGAUUUCUUCAUCAAUCUCCUGGCAGUCCAUGAAAGAGAUGAUGUUCUCUCCAAGCUUAUUUCUAGGUUUGUACCUGUUGCUGAAGCCACCUGGAUUGCAAGCUUUGGCCAGCCACAAGCCCAAUAUGGUCAUCUUCAUGGCUGAUGACCUUGGCAUUGGGGACAUAGGUUGCUAUGGAAAUAAUACUAUCAGGACUCCUAAUAUUGAUCAGUUGGCAAAGGAGGGAGUGAAACUUACCCAACACAUUACUGCAGCUCCAGUUUGUACUCCAAGCCGAACAGCUUUCCUGACUGGCAGAUACCCCAUCCGAUCAGGUAUGGAUGAUAUUUAUGGUUAUCGUGUCCUUCAGUGGAUUGGUAGUUCAGGAGGCCUUCCUCCCAAUGAAAUUACUUUUGCCAAGAUAUUGCAGAAGCAAGGAUAUGCCACUGGAUUAAUAGGGAAGUGGCAUCAAGGCAUGAACUGUGGACACCGUAAUGAUUACUGCCAUCACCCCUUAAAGCAUGGAUUUGAUUAUUUUUAUGGGAUGCCCUUUUCAAUGAUGGCUGACUGUCAAAUAACUCAGCCUCCUGAGAUGGCCGUGCCUCUGCGGAUCAGACUCUGGUUCUACACUCAGUUGAUUGCCCUUGCUGUACUGACUCUUACAGCAGCCAAACUUGUUCAUCUGGUGCAUGUCAGCUGGAAAACAAUCUUCUUGCUUGCUUGCUUUGGCUUCUUAUUCUUUGUUUCCUGGUUCUCAAGUUAUGGAUUCAUAAGAUACUGGAACUGUGUCAUAAUGAGAAAUUAUGAAAUUAUAGAGCAGCCAAUGAAAGUGGAGAUAUCAGCAUUCCUAAUGCUGAGGGAGGCUAUUUCCUUUAUUGAAAGACACCAGCACGGGCCAUUCUUCCUCUUUGUUUCUUUCUUGCAUGUUCAUACUCCACUGGUUACCACAGAAAAUUUUACUGGGAAAAGCAAUCAUGGCUUGUAUGGGGACAAUGUAGAAGAGAUGGACUGGAUGAUAGGAAGAAUUUUGAAUACUCUUGACAAUCAAGGCUUGAAAAACAGCACAUUAACAUAUUUUACCUCUGACCAUGGUGGACACUUAGAAGCUCAGCAAGGAAAUGCUCAGCUAGGUGGCUGGAAUGGCAUAUACAAAGGUGGAAAAGCCAUGGGAGGCUGGGAAGGAGGAAUCCGGGUCCCUGGAUUAUUCAGAUGGCCAGGAAUGCUACCUGAAGGCAUGGUUAUUAAUGAACCUACAAGCUUGAUGGAUAUAUAUCCCACACUGGUUCACCUGGCUGGUGGGACAGUACCACAGGACAGGGUAAUCGAUGGCCGAAAUCUGAUGCCUUUGCUGCAGGGCAAUGUGCAACACUCAGAGCAUGAAUUCAUGUUUCACUACUGUGGGGGGUAUAUACAUGCAGUGCGGUGGCACCAAAAGGAGAGAGGAAAUGUGUGGAAAGCCCAUUAUGUGACACCAGUUUUUCAACCAGAAGGGGCUGAAGGCUGUUAUGAACUCAGAUUUUGCCCAUGUUCUGGAGAAGGCGUGACCCACCACACUCCACCUUUGCUGUUUGAUCUCGCUCAAGACCCAUCAGAGGCUACAGCUCUGUCACCAGACUCUGAGCCGCUGUUCCAUGCUGUUCUGAAGAGAAUAGACAAAGCUGUGGAUGAACAUCGCAGGACACUCACUCCUGUCCCACAGCAACUCUCUGUUUACAACAUUAUAUGGAAACCAUGGCUGCAGCCAUGCUGUGGGACAUUCCCAUUCUGUUGGUGUGACAAAGAAAAUGAUGCUUACUUAUAAAAUGGCCAGUCUCUUUUUUGGUUAAUUGAUUAAUUCAGGUAGUUUAUAGAGUUUUCACCCCUUAAAAAAAGAAGAAAUUUAAUCAGAAUACAUUACUGAAAAAGUUGGUGUUCUCUUAAUUAUUUUAUAGGGCAGUGGGCUUCAACUUGAUUUGGGAAUCUCCUCUUGUUCAACCUGAUUUACUAAGGCAGCAUCUUCUUCAGUUAAGUCCUUUAUCUCAUCAUAUCUGCC
Messenger RNA from Eublepharis macularius, 2083 nucleotides. RefSeq names its product arylsulfatase H-like. The record is from RefSeq and is a predicted model, not a curated record. Gene Ontology annotation, molecular function: arylsulfatase activity. NCBI's taxonomy places the organism in Eukaryota, Metazoa, Chordata, Lepidosauria, Squamata, Eublepharidae. Bases 53 to 1852 code for a protein of 599 amino acids. The transcript has 11 exons.